AUGGGGGAGAAUCAGGCGGCGGAGCCACCCGCGACGACUAUGGAGCGCGUCGGAGAGUCGGCGAAGAACAGUCAGGAGAGGGCAAAGCUGCUUCGCCUGGAGGAACUGAACUGGGACCACUCCUUCGUGAGGGAGCUGCCGGGAGAUCCCAGAACGGAUUCCACUCCCCGAGAGGUAAACUUCUUUUGGCCAUCGACGUUGACGAACACCCCGACCGCUGUAACUGUUCAGCAGAAAAAAGCCCACAGAAAUUCGUUUGACGACUUUCUGUGACUGUAAUCUUGGUUUGAUCGGCUGUUACGAAUCCUUUUCUCACUCUACUUAUGAGAGCAAGAGCGGCUCUGAAUAGCGAUCACUGAAACAUGGGAGCUCUUGGUGCCCACCACUAGAAUCUCCGGUUGCCCUUUCAUGAAACACACGGAACCACAGGAGUAGAAAUUAUUCGAGCUACCUUGCUCUUCCGUCGUGGCAGUGAUCGGUUGUGUGCUGGUAAUAUCUGUGGAGCAUCUGGCUUCUGCAGGAGUUCAUACGACGUGUUGGCACGAACCUUUGUGGGGGGGGCAUCUCCAUCAGUGAACGAAGUUGCUUAUUGCUUCCAAUCUUCGGAUCAAUUAGCUUGGCAGCAGUGGGCGGAAAUCGAUAGUUUUUUAAUUGAAGUGACGAACUGUUUACUAUUUCAUCAAAACCUUAGGAUUUUGAAAUGGUGUGGUUAAGCGUUGCUGGAUAUUAGCUAAGGCAAGGGAACUACAAGGGGCUUAUUUUUUUCUUGCCGCGUCUGAGUGCUCACUGCAACAUACUUGGGAUUCAUUUCAGAAUUGGGCCAAAAUCACAACUAUUACCUGAUCUGAUUGGACACCAUGCUUGCAGUUUUUUUUUUUUUAAAAGACUAAGUACAGCGCUUUUGUUCAGGGCUUUAUAUAAUAUUAUCAAUAAUCAAUUCGGAAAUUACAUGGAGAAUCAUCUCCUCGAAUCUGGCUUGCAGGUUGUAGGUGCAUGCUACUCAAAAGUAUCUCCUUCUGCCAAAGUGGGGAAGCCUGAGCUUGUUGCUCGGUCCGAGUCGGUUUCUGAAUUACUGGAUUUGGAUCCUGCAGAGUGAGUCAUCGUGCUACUUGGCAAAAAACUAAGAACAUCUCCUGCUGGUCGUGUCUUUGCCAUGCAAAUUAUCAAGUGUCAACAAGGUUUAAUGCAGGACGCUGUGGCCAUUCAGCCAAUAAAUCGACCGUGAAAGGAGAUGCUGCUGCGAUUAGGAGAUUAGCCACAAAAUUCUGCACAUCUUCGGGGAUUGCUCGACUCCCAUCGUCGAUCAUACUAAUCAUUUCCUUAUAUCUAAAUGAAAUCGGAGGUUUUUCCUGGGGAACUUCGAUUUUCGAUGUACGCGUGUGCUGCCUUCUCAUGACCACGCCCUCUGUUAUUUCAGAUUCCAGAGGCCGGAUUUCCCUGCGAUAUUCUCCGGAGCUAUACCUCUGGUUGGAGGGUAAGUGUGAGCUUUCUUCUUCCUUGAGAUCGGCGAUUGGUAUUCUGUUCAGGUGUUUGCUUGAAUUCAUCGUCGACUCAGAGUGUCGGCUUUACAGGUUGCCGUACGCCCAGUGCUAUGGAGGGCAAUGGUUUGGUAUGUGGGCCGGCCAGCUUGGGGACGGCCGUGGAGUCACCCUUGGGCAACUGGUGAAUUCUCGCGGCGAGAGAUUGGACCUGCAGCUCAAGGGCGCCGGGAAGACUCCCUACACCCUCCAGAAUGCAGAUGGCCUCGCAGCCCUGGGCGGCAGCAUUCGUGAGUUCCUCGGCUGCGAAGCCAUGCAUGGGUUGGGGAUUCCCACGGUCCGGGCUCUCUGCCUCAUCGCCACUGGCGAACUCGUCUACCGGGACGUGUUCGAUGAGUACGCAGAACCUCCUCUUCGUUGUUCUACCUGCAGUUUCAUACAUUUUCCAUCUUUAGAUGAAUGCAAUUUCUGUUUUUGUUCUUGUUGUUCUUGGUUCUGAAUCCAAGGAAAAAUAUGGAAGCUCUUACAUCGACUCACCGUUCGAGCUGAAUUGCAGUGGGAAUCUGAAGCAGGAGCCCGGCGCGAUCGUGUGCAGGGUCGCCCCGUCCUUGCUGAGAUUUGGUUCCUUCCAGAUUCACGCCUUCAGGGGCGGAGAAAGCCUUGAGAUCAUCCGCCUCCUGGCUGACUACGCCAUCCGGCACCAUUUCCCCCACCUCGAGAAGACCCACAAGAGCGAGGCCCCGCGCAAUAAAUAUGCAGGUGAUGAUCUUCAUCACUGCCACGCUUUUAGAUAGCAGGAAUAUCGCGAAUAACUCAGUCAGAUGUCGACGAUGCCAGAUUUGGCCGUGGAAGUGGCGGAGAGGACGGCCUCCUUGGUCGCCGGCUGGCAGGGCGUCGGCUUCACCCACGGGGCGUUGAACACCGACAACAUGAGCUUGCUGGGUCUCACCAUCGACUACGGGCCCUUCGGCUUCCUUGAUGCCUUCGAUUCGAACUACACUCCGAACACGGUAGACCUGCCGGGAAGAAAGUACCGCUUCGCCAAUCAGCCGGACGCCUGCUUGUGGAACGUAGCCCAGUUCACCAGUACCCUGUCAACGGCCAAGCUGAUUACAGAGGAUGAAGCCAACCAGGCCGUAGGGAGGUGAGCCGGUCCGACUCCUCCUGCAGGGUUUCAGGACUGGCUGGCCCCUGAAUCAGCUUCUUCGUGUGGUGGACAGGUACGGGGACAAGUUCAUGGAGGAGUACAGGUCCAUAAUGACCAGGAAGCUGGGCUUGCCCCAGUAUAACGAGGAGCUCGUCAGUAAGCUCCUCACCAACUUGUCUGUGGAUAAGGUCGACUACACGAAUUUCUUCCGCUUGCUGUCCAACGUGAAGGCGGUGGUGGCGGCGGCGGACCUGGAUGAAAAGGACCUACUGGCUCCUCUCAGGGCUGUUCUGCUGGACAUCGGCCCAGAGCGGGAGGAGGCGUGGAUCAGCUGGGUGAAGUCUUACAUCCAGGAGGCGAGUGUGCUCGAAUUUCUGCUCUUUGAGCUCCGUUUGCGUAGAUUGUCGGAGCUUGAUAUGUUCCUUCCUACGGUGGAGUGGGUGGGGGAGUGAUUGAUCUUAGUGGGUUCUCUCUCCUGGUUGCGCAGCUGGUCGCCGGCGGCGUUCCGGACGAGCAAAGGAAGGCCACCAUGGACGCGGUGAACCCUAAGUACGUGCUCCGGAACUAUCUCUGCCAGAGCGCCAUCGACGCUGCCGAGCAAAGUGACUACGACGAGGUGCGGAGGCUGCUGAAGGUCGUGCAGCGCCCCUACGACGAGCAGCCGGGGAUGGAGAAGUACGCGCUGCUGCCGCCCGCCUGGGCCAACCGGCCCGGUGUCUCCCUGGUGUCCUCCUCUUGA
Molecule: messenger RNA, 3364 nt
Organism: Spirodela intermedia
Lineage: Eukaryota; Viridiplantae; Streptophyta; Magnoliopsida; Alismatales; Araceae
Source: the annotation of a GenBank genome assembly